CUAUAUAAGGGACACCACUUUCAACUUUGGACAUCUGAUCACCGUAGUUGAAGGCAGCAGCUCACCGGAACAACAACAGGAACAAUGGCUCUUCUGCUGGUAUUCGCAGCCCUCGUGUCCAGCGCCAUGGCUGGCGAUCUGCUGUACGGAGGUUUGGCAGACUCCAUCUUCGGCAGUGGCAUUGGCCUCGGCGCCGGUUCAGUCAUCGGUAGGGGCUACGGUGUGCCCGUUGCUGCCGUUGCUCCCGUUGCUGCAGUUGCUCCAGUUGCUCCCGUCGUCGGCAAGGGCAUUGCCUAUGGCCCUGUCUACGGAAGGGGCGUCGCCCUCGGUGUGGCCGCUGCCCCUGUCUACGGAAAGGCUGUCGCUGCUCCCGUCUUCGGUGGAUAUGGCUACGGUCUGCCCGUUGCUUCCUAUGCACCCGUUGCACCGGUUGCUGCAGUCGGUAAAGGCGUCGGUUUCGGACCUUUCUACGGAAGGGGCUUCGGCGUUGCUCCUGUCGUGGGCAAGGGCGUUGGAGUUGUGGGUGCUCCCCUCUUUGGUGAUGCUGUUGCCGUCGGUGCCGUCGGUGCCGGCUACGUCGCACCAGGCUACGGAUAUGGAAAGUACUAACUGCCAACAACCAGCACCCGCGAGACUGCAUGUCAUCUUGUUGCUGUUUAAAAUGAUGAAUAAAUAAAGUUGAUCUAAUUCAGCCAGAAA
Messenger RNA from Pomacea canaliculata, 699 nucleotides. Its product is annotated as fibroin heavy chain-like. NCBI's taxonomy places the organism in Eukaryota, Metazoa, Mollusca, Gastropoda, Architaenioglossa, Ampullariidae. The transcript is spliced from 2 exons. The record is from RefSeq and is a predicted model, not a curated record. The coding region runs from base 85 to 609 and encodes 174 amino acids.